AUGGAGAGGCAGCUUGUGAUCCUUCUCUUCCUACUCAGCUUCUUGUCUAUAUGCGACGGCUUCAGCAUCGCGAUAAAUAGGGCCUUCAAAAUCCCUCUUAAUCCGGGACAACCGAAUACUCCCGCGCCUUCUUUCGACGACUGUACUCCAAGAAUUGAUAGCUUUAUCCAGCAGGCAUUCGCAGAUGCUGUCGACCAUGCCACGGCCGCUCGUGACAUUGUUAAUAGAGGAAGCCGCGCACCUCGCUUCACCAACCUCUACGAUAAGUUAUUCACCGACACCACAGUCGAAAACGGUCGUCCCGCGCCAUUCGAUAUUGCGGACAAAUACGACGACAUCGUCGCCGGCCGAAGUCUUCCAGGCGUGAUCACGGUACACUGCACUGAGGACUGGGCCCAGGCGCUCUUCAGCUUGAGGUCCAAAGCCGGGCUGUCUAAUACGUUUGUGGGAUGCGGAGAUGAGAAUAUAGCCACCGUCUUCACCAUCGAGUCUCAUGCAACUGGUUCUGCCGUCACAUGGGGAUUCGGUGGUUCCAGCGAUGCCUUCAGCACCGGGACGCACAUAUUGCUCUGCCCCUCCUUUUUCGACUUCCCCAACCUCAGUAACCUCAAGCCCGCCGCUGUCGGCAGGCGGAUUGAUGAGCAGAGAACCCAAGGGAUGGUAUUGCUACAUGAGCUGUUCCACAUCACCUCUAGGGACAUACUCGACGGUGGUUACGGCUACCAAGGAUGUGUGAACGUCGCCAAUGGAGUUUACCCGGAUCCACGCCUGAAGCGUGUCAAGCCCACAUUCAACGCCGACACCUAUGCCCUGUUCUCGCUUGCUUGCGUGCCGAACGGGAACAUGGAUCAGUUUGACUGGACUACUGGUGUAGCUGUGAACGCGUAG
Molecule: messenger RNA, 888 nt
Organism: Colletotrichum orchidophilum
Lineage: Eukaryota; Fungi; Ascomycota; Sordariomycetes; Glomerellales; Glomerellaceae
Exons: 5
Coding region: 1-888 (295 amino acids)
Molecular function (GO): metallopeptidase activity
Source: RefSeq, a predicted model, not a curated record